AUGAAAAUAAGCACACGGUCUUUUCUCGUUACAUUGGGACUUCUGUGUACAGGAUGUUUUUGUCUACCUGAUAAAUGUGAAAUUAAAAAGUCAAGGUACAGUUCUACGGUGUCCGUUGACUGUGAUAGCCUAGAUCUAGUAGUGGUGCCUGGCGAUAUACCGUCCAACACUGAACGGUUUGAUAUCGCGUUCAACAAAUUAAGAAACGUUACGUACCUGCCGCCACUGCCUAAGCUGUACAUACUGGACCUGAGCUAUAAUUCCAUUGAAACUGUAUCCUGGAUGGCUCUGCGGACUUUGCCAGCUUUGAGCUCUCUUGAACUACAAGGAAACCAACUUACGUACGUAGAGCUUGACAUCGUCGUUGCGCAUCUCCCGAAACUGAAAUAUGUGAAUCUAAGUCUGAACAAACUUGCAUCAUUCUCUCAGUACGCGAUGGGGUGGCCACAGGUGACCGAAUUAGUAAUCAACAAUAACCCCUUUCACUGUGACUGUGACCUGUCCUGGCUGAUCACAAAGAUGGCGUGUUUACAAGCCUGUAAGGGAAAAGACAGACAGGCCUGUUGUUCUUCGUGUUCAGCCUGUUUUAUUCUUUUAAUUUCGCAGUUAAAACACGCACGUUUUAACUGCAAAAGUCCGAGUCAACUGCACGGGCGCCAUUUGUCCACUGUAUCCACCCUGCUGACAGACUGUGGAACGACUCACCAAGCCGAGAUCAAACUACAGAGCACAGAAAAUGGCACCUUUCUCAUCAACGGUUCGACAUUAUUGGAGGAAGAACCGUACAUGAGCCAUAGCUCGGCAAAGAUGUCAACAAUUGCUACACCUACUAUUGCUUCAACAUCUGUAACGUCUAUGGAUUUUCAGAGUCUGAAUUGA
Branchiostoma belcheri (Belcher's lancelet) is the source of this 879-nucleotide messenger RNA. RefSeq names its product slit homolog 3 protein-like. NCBI's taxonomy places the organism in Eukaryota, Metazoa, Chordata, Leptocardii, Amphioxiformes, Branchiostomatidae. Bases 1 to 879 code for a protein of 292 amino acids. Gene Ontology annotation, molecular function: protein binding. The record is from RefSeq and is a predicted model, not a curated record. The transcript is spliced from 2 exons. Gene Ontology annotation, cellular component: plasma membrane.